Molecule: messenger RNA, 723 nt
Organism: Rotaria sp. Silwood1
Lineage: Eukaryota; Metazoa; Rotifera; Eurotatoria; Philodinida; Philodinidae
Source: the annotation of a GenBank genome assembly
AUGAUGACCAGCCGAUCCAAUGAAAUUUUACCUAUUGGUAUUCAAUCAUCAUUAUCACCAAAGCCUACAAAUAAAUCAACUACACGAAAUAAUCUAAGAUUAAAACGAAAUUUAAGAGACAAACGUCGCUCAACUGGAAUUCAUCCUGAUGAAGUUUCAGUAGCGGGUAUAUCAUUUGAGGACACUCCUAAUGAAGAUGAUGAAGACGAAGAACAAGGAUCAACAUGUAUAACUGAAACCAAUGAAUUAUUUGAUCAUAAUCGAACAAUGCCUUCUUCUAGUUGUUCUACACCGAUUUUUACAGUUCGUCGAAUUCAACCAUCAUUCGAAAAUUUAUCAAUUUCUGAACCAGAUUCUCAUAUAAGCACAUCAUCAUCAAAUAAUAAUCUCGGUUUAUCAACAAAAAUUUUUCGACCUGAAGAAUUUAUUGUACGUCGAGUAGAACAACAAACAUCAGAUGUUGAUUCAGUAACAUUAAAAUUUCGACAAUUUGAAGAACGUAUUCUUGCCCUUGAAUCACUUGUAUAUGAAAAAGAUACUAUUAUACAUGACUUACAACGUAAAAUUGAAAAAAUGACACGAGAUUUAACCGAUGCAGAAGAACAAAUUUAUAGAUUACAUCAAGAAAAAUUAACAUUGAUCAAAGCAUUUUCAGCAUUACAAGAUAAUAAACCUUUAUCAGGAGAUGUCUCAAUACGUUCAAAUCUAGUAACAAAAGAUUAA